CUUCUCCUCUUGCUCUUUAUAUACCUAAUUGGUCCGUUACAAGAGUAUUUAGAUCAACAAUUAUUAUUAUCUAGACUAUGACCACCCAUAUUCCGCGUGCCCCGUACUCGCCAGCGGAGCUUGAGAAGCUAUACCCGAAGGACGUCGAGCUUCAAUUGGUCCAAGUUUUACUUCGUCAUGGCGAACGGAGCCCUGUGUCACCUCGAUUUCAGAAUACUGGAUUACGACCUUAUUGGCCUUAUUGCAACUCUGCCCGACAAUUCACUAGUGUUGUAAUGACUACAACGGACUGGACGAAAUGGGAUCAUCUCAAAUAUCGCCGCAGGCUGGAAACGUUCGGUAUCGAUGAUGGGCCUGUGAUCGCGUCUGGUCCAGAUGGUGAAUUCGACGGCAUCUGCCAACCAGGCGAACUCACAGACAAGGGCCGUGAAACGACACUGGCUCUUGGUCAAAGACUGCGCCAUCUCUACGUGGAUCAACUCCAUUUCAUGCCUAAACUCAUCGCCGGUAGCGACAUGAUCUAUCUACGAGCAACCCCUAUCCCACGUGCUUUGGAAUCGGUUCAGCAAGCAUUCUGGGGUUUCUAUCCUCCCAGUGCAAGAACAGCCGACUUUCCUACUCCUACCAUCGUUACCAGAACCCCAGCGGACGAGACUUUGUUCCCGAACGAUGGUAACUGCCGAAGAUUUGCCCAUCUAAGCCGUGCAUUUGCCAAAAGAGCAGCCCAAAAUUGGAACGACACAGACGACAUGGAGUACUUGUCAAGUCUCUACUCCAAGUGGAUGCCCGGGAAGUCGAAAGUAGCGGUUGACUCCCACCCAAGAGUAUCCGGAAUCAUGGACACUAUCAACGCGACCGAUGCUCACGGACCUAAGACCAAGCUCCCUAAGGAAUUCUACGACCCCAAAGCCCGCGCCAUUAUCGACAAGAUUGGCGUUGAAGAGUGGUACGCUGGAUAUAAAGAGUCGGCAGAGUAUCGCAUGCUUGGAAUCGGCGGUUUGAUGGGCGACAUCACCAGUCGAAUGAUUGGAUCCGUUGAGCGCGACGGCAACGAUGGACUUAUCGAGAUUGGCGGCAACGACGGCGACCUUGGUCGGGGUAGAGGAGGCGAGACAGAUAUCAAGCUCGCGCUUUCUGGCUGCCACGACACAACGCUUGCAGCGAUCCUUACCAGUCUUGGGGCCUUCGACGGCGAGAAAUGGCCUCCGUUCACGAGUCACAUAGCUUUUGAAUUGUUCCGCAAGAAGAAGCUCGAUAGCCCUGCCGUCAUUUCCAAAUCCGUCGCAGCCCCGCAACCUAAAUCUCAGAGCUGGUGGUCAUCCAUCUUCGGCGGCGGCAGCAGCAAAACCAACACCGACCAGUCCUCCACUAUUGCCCGUACACCAAUAACCGAACUCUCCGAGAACAAAAAGAACGAACUGCGCGGCUACUACGUACGCAUCCGGUACAAUGAUAAGAUCAUGCAGGUUCCAGGCUGCACGCCUGAUGGCAAUCAUCUUGAGGGUGACACUUCGUUCUGUACACUUGAGGCAUUCAAAUCCAUCGUCGACAAGUACGUGCCGAAGAACUGGAAACACGCAUGUGCUUCCAAUGUCGACGCCCCUGCCUUCCCUACACAAGCCGAACCCGCGGGAUACUAGAUUCCGUUAUGUUAAAUCAUUGAUCGUACACAAAGCCGAAUCUAUUGUACAUAGGAAAGGAGAUGAAAGGAUGAAAGGCGGGAUUGAACUUGGACAAUUGUGCCAAACAUGUUGAGAAUUGUCACACUGACUUCGUAUUUGCAUUCCAUGUUUUUUGAGAGUAUGAUACAAUCGGACCUUAGUCGUUUUGAAACAGGCAAAAAGUACAUACAAUGCCAAACAGUCACAUAGUCGAAUUCGAUAGUAGGGUUUAUCUUCAAUAAGUGUAUUAUCAGGCUGUAUGAGCUCAG
This is a messenger RNA of Aaosphaeria arxii CBS 175.79, 1930 nucleotides long. RefSeq names its product phosphoglycerate mutase-like protein. Gene Ontology annotation, molecular function: phosphatase activity. Lineage: Eukaryota; Fungi; Ascomycota; Dothideomycetes; Pleosporales. The record is from RefSeq and is a predicted model, not a curated record. The transcript is spliced from 8 exons. Gene Ontology annotation, biological process: dephosphorylation. Bases 78 to 1640 code for a protein of 520 amino acids.